AUGUUCUUUGGUCACCUCAGGUCUGUCACCCAGUUACAAAGGUCUUAUGUGGUUGUUUUGGUCUCCCCACUUGAUGAAGCAUAUGGAUCCUUCCUCCCUGCUCCCUGCAAUGUCUUUGUUCCAAUCUUGUCCAUCACUCUCCCUGUCCCAGGAUGGCUAGAUAUUGCUGAGGCCAAGGAUCUGGCCACAGAAUGGACUGAGCAGCAGCCACCAUGGGAUGUUCAAUCAGUAACCACAGAAAAGAAAGGCCAACAAUGUCCCAAGGAGUUUGCUAAGGAAAUGUGGAAGUGGUGUGGGGCAAUGGUGGUAGUGAUGGUGGCAUGGGAAGAUGUCAAUGGAGAGGUCAUAAUUGGAGUCCAUGAUUUCAAUGAUGAAUUGAGUCAUGGCAAGUUAUUUCAGGGCUUGGAGGACUGCAGGGACAAAUUUGUCAAGUAUGCAAGGACAGCAUUUGGGAGUGGUGGCACAGAUGAUGAAUCAGUAGACAAUGAUGCCACUCCACAGCUGCAGCAGCAAAAGAAACCAGCAAAGGACGAAGUCAACCUGCUGCUCAGCAAGGAUGGUACACCAAACAUUCCCAACAUAUUGGACAUGCAGGUGCUGAGGUUGAAAGAUAUCAUGCAUACAUUUGUCACAUUGCACUACCGGAAGGUGUGCAGCAAUUCAGAGGCAACUGUGCCAUGGAGUGCAAUAGCAACCAACAUGAACAUUUACAUUGCACCCAAGUUCCUUCCCCCAGAUGUUCCAUUCAAAGAACCAACUCAACUAACACAGGGUGAGUUGACAGCAAUCUUGGAGUGGUGGCAGGAGUGGAAGAUGCAGCAUCCUGACAAUAUAUUUGCAUUCAAGAGGUGGAGAGAUUCCAGUGCUAAAGACAUCCCAGACCCAGCAGGGGGAUGGCAUGGCAAACAGCUGGCCAAUUGA
Pisolithus orientalis is the source of this 921-nucleotide messenger RNA. RefSeq lists its product as uncharacterized. The record is from RefSeq and is a predicted model, not a curated record. The coding region runs from base 1 to 921 and encodes 306 amino acids. The transcript is spliced from 6 exons. Lineage: Eukaryota; Fungi; Basidiomycota; Agaricomycetes; Boletales; Pisolithaceae.